AUCCGUCCGCCGUUUCCCGACCAUAUGCAUCAACAGCCACGCGGGCCACCUCGGGUCUCAUCCCCAGCCCGCACGACUCGCCCCAGCCAUGAUCAAGCGAGGUCUCGCGCCGGAUCCAACGUCUCGUCGGCUAGAGGUUCUGUCGGCUCGCCCGCCACCGGUAGCCAGCAUGGCCAACCCCCGGUCGAGUCCGUGAAGAAGCUCGACCAGAUCGUUCAGAACUUCUUCAACAAGGCUGCCGUCUUGAUCAUCGAUUCACGAAUGCGGACCAAGCCUACACGCUCCACAAACGGCUCCAAGAAGCCCAAUAAAUGGUUUCAACUCGACACACUGGAACUCGACGAUUUCCGCGAUGAGCUGAGGACAUGGAGGACGAGCGGCAGCAUAGAGAACCAGCCUCCGCCGCUGAUAAUCGAGGUCUACCUAGACACCUCACGGCUCAAGGACAGCCAGAGCCUGACGAUUGUCGACGACGACGGCAAGCGCUGGGACGUCAUGGAGCAGCUGGGCUCUCUGGGCUCCUACACCGACGUCGGCUCUUCUUCUACCUCGCAAAAGAACACCGAGGUCAUCAUCGAGCGAUGGCGCGUCGACCUCCAGCCCAAGCGCGACCCGCCCUCCGACGACUUCGGUCCCAUCCUCCCUACCAUCUACAAAAAGGCAAUCGUCUUCUUCCGCUCCUUCUUCACAACCACCCGCGUUCUGCCCGCCUGGAAGUUUGCCAGCCAGGAUGCCGCUAGGAAUCCUCAUCCGGCCCUGACCCCUCGCUGCCGGAUACGCACCUCGCUCCCCCCGCUCCACGGCCCUGACCCGCUCAGGCAAUCCAUCGACGGACGAGACGCCGUCACAGACUACGUCUUUGGUGAUCUCGACAUACCCGUCGGCCGACUCAGCACGUCGGUCACUUAUAGGAACGACUGCUCCUUCCACAUCGACGACUCCGAGUCCCUCCUCAGCUCCCGUUUCAUGGGUGUCGACGAGGACUUCUUCAAGCCUUCGCUACCCCAACGCGCCCGCACCGACCAGCAGACCCGAGGAGGGCAGGUGGCCGAGGUCGUUUCCCUCAGGGAAAACCGUCCUCCUCAGGCAAACGUGGCCGAGGCGCACCAGACAUAUGGGAGCCUGUCGACGUUUCACGGCAACGUCCCCAUGGGUACCAGUCCCAUGACAGCCCUGAGAUCCGUCAGGCCCCCAGGUUCGGACACGAGCUCGCCCCCGACGCCCAUUACGAAUCACGGCGACUCGGUGCCGUCCGGUCCUCUCCCCCCGGCGCGAGCUUACUCGUCGCGACCCGGCACCGGAGUCGGCGACGGACUCCUGUCCAGGCGACCCUCGAUCUCGUUCCAGCCCUUCAAAGCCGGAUCGUUGUCGGGCUCGCCCGUCCCGCGGCAGCCGGAGCCCGAGUCCCCGGCGUCUCCGCACUCGUCGUCUUACAGGGCGAGCGGUCCACCAUCCCUGCAGCAGCCCCGCGCCCGGACCUCGCUGACGGCUGGGAUGCCGGCAUCCCUGCGCGGCGGACCCCCCGCUCAGCCGGCGGAUGCCCCGAGCUCGCCCCGCCCCAGCACCGCCGCCACCAGCCGCUACAGCAGCAGCUUCACGCACAGGAGGGGCCGCCUCUCCAUCGGGGGCGCGAUCAGGGCUGGCGACGACGAACAGGGCGGCAGCAGCGGGAGGCAGAGCCUCUCGUCGUCGGUGGCGCAACCCGGCUCCGGUCUCCUGGCCGAGCCGGGCACGAGCUCGGGCUCCUUCCAGGCAGAGGAAGAUAACAUCUCGGAAUUCCUCAAGGCCCUCGACAGCAAGAAGACGCUCAAGAGCUUCGACAGGUCGGAGCGCGGCGAGUCGGCCACCAACAAGACGGUGGCUCAGCUGUCCAAGUUUCACAUGAUGAAGGACUCGAACAAUGCCCUGACCGAGUCCAUGACGUCGUCGGUGCAGAUGCACCGGUCGUCGAGCACAUCGAGCCGCCAGCUGACGAGCGUCCCCGGCAUGGUGGCGCCGGCCUCGGUAUCGGCAUCUUCGUCGCCCAGUAAGCCGCACUCGCCCCACACGCCCCACACGCCCGCCAUCCCGUCGAGGCUGAGCGAGCAUUCGACCGCGGACCAGCCGACCGGCCACACGAGGACGUCGUCGCGACGCUUCCGGCCGCCGGCGGAGUCGACGGUGCCCGAGCUGAGCCCGGAGAACACGGUGACGCAGGACGGCACCACGGCCAUCGACAUACCCCUAUCGCCCAGGCUGGCCGGCGCGUAUCAGCGGCGGUCGAACUCGGUCCAGCAGGGCCGGACAACCCUCGAAGAUGACUACCUCCCCUUCGCGCCCGACCGCAGCGCCAGCCUGGGCACAGACGACAGGGAACCGCCGACCAUGAGCGGCCUCCUCGGCCAGCAGCUGGCCCGAAGCGGAGCGGCGGCGCAGGCUGCCGAGGAGGAGGAUGAUGAUGAUGAGGAGGAGGAGGGGAACGCGCAGGCAAGUCUCCGGCCGGCCGCCGAGAUCCAGCCCACAGGAACGACGGACACGAUGCAGCAGCACGGCUCGUCUGGGGGCAACCCGUCAGACGGGUUCCUGUCCGGCGUUCCAUCCAGCUCACCGUUUGGACGCCGUCGCUACACCGGCAUGAACACCGGAAGCGGUACCUCUGGGGCGGGAGGACGGCGACAGACGCCGCCGCAAUCGGCGCGGGGAAGCUUCACGGGGUCCAUCGGCCGGCUCGCGCGGGAGGAUAACGAUUCUCUGAGCGGAGAGCCGCUAAUGUUUGACCUCUCGGAGAUGGAUGCCCAGGGGAGGCGAAGCCUCGAAGAAGGACGCCAGGCCGGUAACGCGGAUCGAGGCGGUGGUUACGACAGUCGCGGCGGGGGAGCAUCAUCAUCGAGGAGAGGAUGGUAG
This is a messenger RNA of Geosmithia morbida, 2883 nucleotides long. RefSeq names its product autophagy-related protein 13. The annotation marks the transcript as partial. Gene Ontology annotation, cellular component: extrinsic component of membrane; cytosol; phagophore assembly site. The record is from RefSeq and is a predicted model, not a curated record. NCBI's taxonomy places the organism in Eukaryota, Fungi, Ascomycota, Sordariomycetes, Hypocreales, Bionectriaceae. The transcript is spliced from 3 exons. Gene Ontology annotation, biological process: mitophagy; autophagosome assembly; piecemeal microautophagy of the nucleus.